AUGGCGACAAACCGACGAUGGGGAGACAAUGGCCGGGCUGCAUUCGAGAAAAGGGAAAAGAGGAGGAAGAUAAGAGCUCUGCAGGAUGCAAUUGCAAAACAUGAUGUAGAAGCUGUAAAAGAAAUUCUAAGUGAUGACUUUGACGUAGAUUUUCAGUACAGAGGACAAACAGCACUGCAGCUGGCUGUCAGAGAAGGCUGUUGUGAUGUCUGUAAGCUGCUCAUACAGAAAGGUGCAGAUGUGAACAAGUGUGAUGCAGAGCUGAAUAACCUGCUCAAUAUGGCCUGCUGGAGAGGCUACAGUAACAUCGCCCAGCUGCUCAUUAACAAUAAUGCCGAUCUCAAUGCACGCAAUGACUUCGGUGCCACAUCUCUGAACACAAGUGUUUAUAAAGGCUAUGAAGACAUAUGUCAAAUGCUUGUGGAUGCAAACUGUGAUCCUGAUAUCCCAAACACCAGGGGUUACUCCCCUUUGCACACAGCAGCUCGCCAGAACAGGACUGACAUUGUUAAGUUGUUAAUCAAAGCUGGGUGCGAUGUAAACUACCUGAAUGAAGACAGCAGGUCACCUCUUUGUACAGCAGCAGAGCUGGGACAUGUUGAUGUGGUAUCUGCAUUAUUAGCUGCAGGGGCUGAUUGUAACCUACAGGACAAGUAUGGUGUAUUUCCUCUGUACCAGGCCGCAGCAAGGAGCUCAACAGAGAUUGUUAGAUGUCUCCUGCAGACUGGUAAAGUUGAUGUGAACCUAUGCACAGGGAAAGGUGUGACAGCAUUACUAGAAUCCAUCAGACAGAACAGUACGGGGGUAGCAAGCCUCUUAUUGGAAGCUAGAUGUGACCCCAACAUAUGUGACAGGACAAAACAGUCUCCCAUUCAUGCAGCUGUCCGACAAGUGUCUCAGUAUUUUGGGUCAGAGACGUACAAUGCCACAGAGUUGGUGAAGAAGCUAAUAGCCGCUGGCUGUGAUGUCAAUGUGGUGGACUCACAGGGCUGGUGUCCCAUUUUCCAGAGCGCAUUUGCUGGAGACAUUGAACUGACAAAGUUGCUGGUAGAGACCGGUGCCAAGCUGACUGUCCUCACGGCCACGCAGGAUUCUGUCCUCCACGCGGCCGUGUCUGCCAAUCAGCCUGACAUUGUUGAUCUGCUCAUUACAGCUGGCUGUAGCGUUAACACUGUGAACCUGCAUGGUGAACAUCCUCUCUAUACGGCAGUCAAAACACGGGCGCAUAUCCAGAUAAUUGAUUCUCUAAUCAAGGCUGGCAGUGACUUAAAUUUACAAGAGAAUCAGCAUCAGAAUUCCCCUCUCCACGAGGCCUUAGUUCAGCACCACACAGAGGCAGCUCUCAUGCUGCUGGAAGCUGGUUGUGAUGUCAAAGUGAGAAACUCCAAACACCAGGACCCUAUGUACACAGCGUGUGAGAAGGGAAAUGAUGCUGUGGUCAGCUGGUAUAUAGCUUCACCCAGAUGUUCCCUCAAGGCAGACAACUCUUACCCAGUAGCUCUACAUGCUGCAGUCAGCUGUGGACAAGCCAGGAUAGCAAUAAUGUUGAUUGAGGCUGGCUGUGACAUCAAUCAGUUUAAUGAGCAUGGCCUUACACCAAUCCAGACUGCUGCCAAGGAAGAUAACUUCUACAUGGCUAAACUGUUGUUACAGUAUGGCUGUAACCUUGGGGCUAACAGAGAAGUGGCAGGCCUCUUACCUUGCUGUUUUAGCUGUGAUGACCCCCACCCUCACUUUGAGCUAGAACCAUUGUUCUUUGCGAUGAAGCAUCGAAACAUUGAUAUGUUAAAGCUAUUCCUUAAUUGCUACUUCUUCCUACCUUACGAUUUGGUGCGAAUCAUUGGCACCAUUCUUCAGUCAACCCCAGAGCUUUAUUCGCACUACCCACUUUCUAUGAGGAGAGAAAUCCUGACACUGUUUGCCAGGGCUAUUCGAGAGCCAAAGAAACUGCAGCAACUCUGCAGAGCUGUUAUCUUACAUUCUAUUGGUUCAUGCCCUAAGAAGAAGGUUCCCGUGUUACCAGUAGCUGCCAAAGUUAAAGAUUUCAUUCUCCAGAAGGAUAUUUUUGAUCCUUUGAAUGAGGAGGAAAGCAAAGAUUCAACAUCGUUUCAGUAGAAUUUCUCACACUCAAGGUAGUUUGGAAUUCCUGCGUUACAGUUCAUGCCAAAGUAUUUUGUGAUGUUCAUUUUUGUUUCGAAGUCAUAUAGUUUUUACAAUUUACAGUAUUUGAUGUUGAGUAGAUGUAGUUUUGUUAAGUGUUUAGUAGAUGUAUAUAAUAGAUGCCAAACUGGAUGAAGUUGCGUUUGUAAGUUUGUAAACAAAAAUAUAUACAGAAAAUAAUCCUUUUGUACAUGUAAGUGACUCUUUCAGUGUAGCUGACUCUUUACAUCAGUCUGUUAACUGAUUGAGUAAAGGGCUUUAUGUACAGAUAGGUGACAAUUUGAACAUUUCAUUCAGGUCAGAAGUUAAUAUUUUUCAAAAUAUAUAUAACACUGGGAUGAUUUAUUACAAGAACAGAACAAAGUUUGCAGUAGUGGUUGAGGGGUUGGAUCAUUUGCCUGGUAAGCUAGAAACCCUGGUUCAAUCCUGAAUCCGGUCGUAUGUAUGACUUUAAAAUGGCCAAUCUGUGAGUAUAGUUUAAAGAGAUUGGGCACCAUGUCUAGUGUCUUGUGGGUAGCAGCAG
This is a messenger RNA of Liolophura sinensis, 2683 nucleotides long. RefSeq names its product ankyrin-3-like. NCBI's taxonomy places the organism in Eukaryota, Metazoa, Mollusca, Polyplacophora, Chitonida, Chitonidae. Gene Ontology annotation, molecular function: protein binding. Bases 1 to 2115 code for a protein of 704 amino acids. The record is from RefSeq and is a predicted model, not a curated record. The transcript has 10 exons.